This is a messenger RNA of Amoebophrya sp. A25, 624 nucleotides long. Lineage: Eukaryota; Dinophyceae; Syndiniales; Amoebophryaceae. The record is from the annotation of a GenBank genome assembly.
GAUUGAGUCUAGUGUUUACAACGAAAAUUAACUCUUCACAUUAUUAAGUAGUCAAGUAUUUCUGAAACUAAAUAACUAAUUAAAAUGAUCUUAAUGUAAAGUAGGCUAUAAACUUAAACUUAAUGUAAAGGGAGCCUCCUUUUCAUCUUACUUCGUUCUCCUUCGGGAACAAGCAACAAAGAACCAUGUUCGCCGGACUGUUUGGCGCGAGAGCGGUCGAGGAGGACCGGUUCCAUAAAUUGCAGAACUUAUGCCGAAAAAUCGGCAAUUCCAUCGUACACCUGGAACGGAUUCAUAAGAUCCCUAGUGGCGGCAAUCUUCAUCUCGUUAGAACGAACUCCCUCGAAGAUGGCGCGACUAGCGGAGGCAGUGGAUCUCCAACAUCAACGAUUUCUUCGAUAGGUGGGACGAGUACGCCUUCUGUGAUUGGAGGAGGAGGAAGCACUGGUUAAGGGUUUUCCUAAUCCAUCUUCUUCUUCCCUAAAAAUCCAUCUUCGGAAGCCUCCUGAGACCGUUUUAAAGGGAGAAACGGUCUCAGGAUGAUGCUCAAGAUGGAUGCCAGAGAGAAAAGCUCUAAACUGGUCGUGGUGCUUCAAGUACACCGGGUAGUGGGGGAGGUAGUAC